This is a messenger RNA of Amblyraja radiata (thorny skate), 1503 nucleotides long. Its product is annotated as C-X-C chemokine receptor type 4. The transcript has 2 exons. Gene Ontology annotation, cellular component: membrane; external side of plasma membrane. The record is from RefSeq and is a predicted model, not a curated record. Gene Ontology annotation, molecular function: C-C chemokine binding; C-C chemokine receptor activity. Gene Ontology annotation, biological process: neurogenesis; brain development; immune response. Bases 77 to 1162 code for a protein of 361 amino acids. NCBI's taxonomy places the organism in Eukaryota, Metazoa, Chordata, Chondrichthyes, Rajiformes, Rajidae.
UCUUCACAUAUUCAGAAAUCACUGAAAGCUCGAGUUCCGGCAGAAUAACACAGAGUGCUGCUGUUCAGAGUGCAGUAUGAACGAGACUACAACCUCAGACGGACUGACGGAUUUCAUGUCUGACAAUUACAGCGACACGUAUAACUACACGUAUGAAGAAGGUGCCGUGUGUGACACAGACAGUGGUUUCCAAAGUAUCUUCUUGCCGUGUGUGUACUCUCUCGUGUUCGUCCUGGGCAUCGUGGGGAAUGGCCUGGUUGUGGUCAUCAUGGGCUACCAGCGGAGACACCGCACCAUGACCGACAAGUACAGGCUGCACUUGUCCGUGGCUGACCUGCUCUUCGUCUUCACCCUGCCCUUCUGGUCCAUCGAUGCCAGCCACAACUGGUACUUUGGAAUCGUGCUGUGUAAGUUCGUCAACGUCAUUUACACCGUGAACCUAUACAGCAGUGUUUUAAUUCUGGCUUUCAUAAGUCUUGAUCGCUACUAUGCGGUUGUGCAUGCAACCAACAGCACCGGACCGCGGAAGAUGUUGGUUAAUCGCUUAGUCUAUGUGGGCGUCUGGUUACCAGCGAUUCUUCUCUCAGUGCCUGAAAUGGUCUUCGCGAAAACCGAAUAUCUCAAUGGCAGGAUGAUUUGCGAACGCAUUUACCCAACGGAAAAUUACCAGUCUUGGUUUAUCGCUUUCCGCUUCCAAGAGAUAGUAGUGGGGUUCGUCCUACCUGGUCUGGUUAUCCUGAUAUGCUACUGCAUCAUCAUCUCUAAACUCUCCCAUUCCACGGGCUUCCAGAAGCGCAAAGCCUUGAAGAUCACCGUUAUCCUGAUCGUGACUUUCUUUAUCUGCUGGCUCCCCUAUUGCUUCGUGAUCUCACUCCACACCGUGAUGCUCAUGAAGGGCAGCGACUAUUCGUGCGAGAUGGAGAACAUCGUCUUUGCAUCGAUAACCAUCACCGAGGCAUUCGCCUUUUUUCACUGUUGUCUGAACCCCAUUUUAUAUGCCUUUGUCGGGGUAAAUUUCAAAAGUUACACCCGAAGAGUCUUCAGCCACUCCAAUCACACCAGAUGCUCCUCACUGAAAACACUGCAAGGGAAAGACAGAAGGGGGACCCACCCAUCAGUUUCCACCGAGUCAGAGUCAUCCAGUCUUCAGUCCAGUUGCUAAAUUAUUUGGUGUGAAAUUAAAGAUUGUUGCAUUAUUCCAAAAUCUUUUUCUUGUCAAUGUUUUCAUGUCUUUGUACUAUUUGAAUGUUGCAGUUGCUAUUUAUACAACCGGUUAUUUAUGUCUCCAAAUCAAUGUUACUUUUCCUAUGAAUACAUUUUAUACUAUUGCAUUUUUUACUAGUUUUAAAUCAUCGAGUUAAAAAGAGAAUAUCUUGUAAACUUUAAGUGCAAAUUUGUUUUUUCUCCAGUGUAAAUAAGGCUUGUCAUUAAACAAUCUGGCUUCUUUAUUUUGCUUGUGUAGCUGUAAAACUGUUUAUGGAAUUAUGUUACCACUGAAAUUGA